AUGGCAGCGCCAGCCGCGGCGUCUUGCAGCGAGGGUGAGUUUGGGUUUGAGAUCUUCUGCCCCACGUUGCUGCACGCCGUGGUGCCGCUUGCCUGCUGCUCUGCUGGCCCGUCCGUGGAGAAGGUGACGUUCAUGAGCGGGCUGAAGAGGCCUUUGAUCUGCACCGACGUGCGCACCAACGGGGCUGAGCGUCCUGGUGCAAGCCUACUGCCAGUGGUGCAAGCCUACUGCCAGUGGUGCAAGCCUACUGCCAGUGGUGCAAGCCUACUUCCAGUGGUGCAAGCCUACUGCCAGUGGUGCAAGCCUACUGCCAGUGGUGCAAGCCUACUGCCAGUGGUGCAAGCCUACUGCCAGUGGUGCAAGCCUACUGCCAGUGGUGCAAGCCUACUGCCAGUGGUGCAAGCCUACUGCCAGUGGUGCAAGCCUACUGCCAGUAGUGCAAGCCUACUGCCAGUGGUGCAAGCCUACUGCCAGUGGUGCAAGCCUACUGCCAGUGGUGCAAGCCUACUGCCAGUGGUGCAAGCCUACUGCCAGUGGUGCAAGCCUACUGCCAGUGGUGCAAGCCUACUGCCAGUGGUGCAAGCCUACUGCCAGUGGUGCAAGCCUACUGCCAGUGGUGCAAGCCUACUGCCAGUGGUGCAAGCCUACUGCCAGUGGUGCAAGCCUACUGCCAGUGGUGCAAGCCUACUGCCAGUGGUGCAAGCCUACUGCCAGUGGUGUGUGGCAGUGAGCCUACUCACCAAGCUGUGGGCCACGGUCAUCGCUGGCGUGGGUCGCGGGGAGGCUGAUGAUGGUCACGAGACCCGCGAGGAAAGCGGCGAGGCCGCACAGGCCGGACAGGCGCGCGCAGGGCUUCAUGGCGGCAGCGGCGGACGGCCAGGGGGAAACCGAAACCGGCGUUUCGAAAUGAGGAAUCGCGGGAUCGCGAAGCUGAUGAUGCCGGGAUGGCGAGAAGCUGCAGGACCGAGUUGA
Molecule: messenger RNA, 972 nt
Organism: Closterium sp. Naga37s-1
Lineage: Eukaryota; Viridiplantae; Streptophyta; Zygnematophyceae; Desmidiales; Closteriaceae
Source: the annotation of a GenBank genome assembly